Messenger RNA from Acanthocheilonema viteae, 1419 nucleotides. The record is from the annotation of a GenBank genome assembly. Lineage: Eukaryota; Metazoa; Nematoda; Chromadorea; Rhabditida; Onchocercidae.
AUGUCUGGAAAUUGUGCCAAUAUUGGUAACAUUGCAUCGAUACAAAACGAAGAAGAGCACAGAUUGAUGCCAGAGCGAAACCUUGACCAUAUUAUGUUAUCACGUGGAGACGUAAUUCAUGCUGAGAUGGAAUGCAUAAGUGAUGAUUCCGAAUUUAUGAAAACUGCUUCAUCAGAGUUUAAAAGUGACAUUGCAUCAGGCACAACUUAUAUGACAGAUCACUCUGUGAUAUCUGUAGUAGAUUCCUCAUCAAAUUUUGCUGACCAUGUGUCAGCAAGCAGAGUUAGCUCCGAAAACAUUGGAAGUGAUGUGAGUUUGGGUAACAAAAUGGAACAGAUGGAAGCUAGCGAUGCGGAAAGGAGUGAACGUAUCCAUGGGGAACAGAGGCGAUGUUUUGGAGGGUUUAUGUUCGAUCGAAAUCGUCACCCCAAUCCAGAGCUUCCGAAGGAAACCGUGACAGUUCUGCACUAUCCUUUCCCGCCUACAGUUAUACCGGUUGGAGAUGAUGAAAAUGAAUUCCGCAAAUCAUUGGCUGAUGCAAAAGUGUAUUUGAUUGGUACGGCUCAUUUUUCACCCGAUAGUCAACAGGACGUCUUGAAAACAAUUGCAAGUACUCAACCAGAUAUGGUUAUGGUUGAACUUUGUCCAUCGCGAAUAUCAAUACUCUCAAUGGAUGAGGAUACUUUACUUCAGGAAGCGAAAAAUUUGAAUUUUGACAAAGUUAUCAAUACCAUUAAGCAGAGUGGCACAGUUCAAGGAAUACUUCACGUAUUGUUGUUGUCGAUGUCUGCGCAUAUGACAAAGGCGCUUGGUAUGGCGCCCGGAGGAGAGUUUCGAGCAGCUCACAAAGGUGCUAUGAACGUAAAGAUGUGCAAACUAAUUCUGGGUGAUCGUCCAAUACACGUGACUGUACAAAGAGCAUUAGGCUCUCUAAGCUUUUUUCAAAAGCUUCGACUUUUCUACCAUAUUGUUCUUUCACAUAAAACAACUAUCACUCAGGAAGAAGUAGAAAAAUGCAAGAAGUCAGAUAUGCUGGAAGAACUGCUUAAGCAGAUGGCUGGUGAAUUUCCACUGCUUUCAAAAAUCUUUGUGGAAGAACGUGAUCUGUAUAUGACCAACGCGUUGCACACUCUACUCAAAAAGUCUACAUUUGAUAAGAGAGUGGCAUGGACUAAAACACAUGCCACCUGGCAGCCAAUAUCUGUUGUAGCCGUUGUCGGUAUGGGACAUGUUCCUGGGAUCAUUUCUAAUUGGAAUAAAAGAAUUGAUGUGGGCGAUCUUCUAACCAUACCACAACCAACACAUACUGAAAAGUUCAUCCGCUUAACUCUGAAAGCGAUGAUCAUUGGCGUAGUGGGAUAUGUAUUUUAUCAAGUUGGUUCAAAAGUGGUCAACAAAGUGCAGAUGUUAAUGAAAUGA